This is a messenger RNA of Glossina fuscipes, 3235 nucleotides long. RefSeq names its product BTB/POZ domain-containing protein KCTD5 (gene inc). Bases 309 to 950 code for a protein of 213 amino acids. Gene Ontology annotation, cellular component: cytoplasm; Cul3-RING ubiquitin ligase complex. The record is from RefSeq and is a predicted model, not a curated record. Gene Ontology annotation, biological process: protein homooligomerization; proteasome-mediated ubiquitin-dependent protein catabolic process. Gene Ontology annotation, molecular function: cullin family protein binding. Lineage: Eukaryota; Metazoa; Arthropoda; Insecta; Diptera; Glossinidae. The transcript has 6 exons.
GCAAUCGGAAAAAAGUAGCAUAUUUGUUAUUAGUUGAAAGACAAUUAAUAAGAAACCGAAACAGUUUUAAUUAAUGUGACGGAGCUUAUCCAGAAUAGAUUUACAAAUAGGCAUAAUUUAAAAAUAAAUCUUCAAAAGGGGAUUGUAAAAAUGUAUCCACAUUAAAUUACGUGCGUGCGUGUGCAUGGAUGAAGCCACUAAAAAAAAUUUUUCUUGCAAUAAAAGUUUCAAGUUUUUGGAAGGCUCCUUAAGAGGAAAAAUAGCAAAAACGAAUAAGCAAGUGACCGAAAAAAAGGAGGACCUGCAAAAUGACUACAGUAAAUGUCAACACACGAAAAAGUUCAAAUCUACUGAAAAAACAAGGCACUGAUCAGUGGGUUAAGUUGAAUGUAGGUGGUCAAUACUUUUUAACAACAAAAACAACACUUUCUCGCGACCCCAAUUCCUUUCUAUCACGUUUAAUACAAGAGGACUGUGAUUUAAUUUCAGAUCGAGAUGAAACUGGUGCCUACUUAAUAGACCGUGAUCCCAAAUAUUUUGCACCUGUUUUAAACUAUUUACGGCAUGGAAAAUUGGUGCUGGAUGGUGUAUCUGAAGAAGGUGUCCUGGAAGAAGCUGAAUUCUACAACGUUACACAAUUAAUAACACUGCUUAAAGAGUGCAUUAACCUAAGAGAUCAAAGACCUCAGACAGAUAAGAAACGAGUUUAUCGAGUAUUACAGUGCCGUGAACAAGAAUUAACCCAGAUGAUCUCAACUCUGUCAGAUGGUUGGAGAUUCGAACAAUUAAUUAGUGUAGGCACGCAAUAUCACUCAAACUAUUCAUUCGAUAACAGUGAAUUCCUUUGCGUCGUUUCUAAAGAAUGUGGCACUUCAACCGGACGUGAACUCGAAUUAAAUGAUAGAGCAAAGGUGCUACAACAAAAAGGUUCACGCAUUCUUGGAAUUUAAAUCCAACCAAAAUCAAAGAUAUUUAUACAUAUUAAUUUAAAAUACACGCGCACACACAUAUAAAAUGUAUUUAACAUAAUGUAACAAGUAUAUAAAUAUAUAUACUCUGUGUCCCACGCCUCACUCUUAUAUUCUUUAUCAUAAACAUAUUUAUAUACAAUUUGACAGGCCUUAUUCAUAAUUAUUUCAGCAGCAGAUUCACAUAGGGCCAUGCCAAUCGUUAACCAAGCACUCACUAAUAAAUCAUUAUCAUCGAUAGCAUCUAAACAAAGAACAAAAUGAUUCAUUGCUGUUUUAAUUUUUAUACAGUUAUAUCAGUGAUAAAAUUUCAUUUUUAUAUGGACAAUUGAAUAAACUUAUUUUAAAAUGCCAUUUGUAAAACCCAGAAAUAGUCGUCAAGGAUUCCAGGUUUGAUUAACAACUUGGAGACGAUGUAGCACUAUUCAGGCUAACGUAUGCCCGUCCGUCUUUCCGUUCGGUUUUUAAGUUUUUCAAAAUCAUCAGGUGACUGAAAUAAAGUCUAUGGAUCAUAUUUUAGUUUCAUUUUUUACAGGUCAAUUUUGAAAAUGUAAGUAAUCAGCUCGGAAGCACGAUCGCAAUCCUUAUAUAAAUAGCUAAAGUAGUUUCGGAAAAAAACUGUGUAUUUCGGCGUGUUACUAUCAUAAAAAUAUUGCAAUUUUUCGUAGUAGUCUUAUAACUAAAACUACGCAAAAAUAUUGAAAAUGUUAAUCUUUUAUGUAUGAAAGAAAGCACCAGUCAGAAGAGCAUCUAUCAAAGAAAGCAUCAAUAAAAGCAGCAUCUCUCAUAAAGAGCACCAGAAAUUAUCAAAAUCUUAUUUAACCCCAAUCGCACCACGACAAGCUUUUGAGGCUCAUUUGAAUCAUGAACUAACUUUUUUUUGAUUAUUUCAUUUUCACAUUGCAUAUCUCAAAAUUUUUUUUAGUUUACUUUAAAUUAACGAUUAACACUAAAAAUAAAUCUACAAUCGGCCAAGAUGUCUAAAUUAACCUUUUUAGUUUUGUAACGAAUCUUCCCAUCAUUACGAAACUCACACUCAGAAAAAAAUCCCAUAUCUUUGACAAGAAGGACUCAAUUGACUUAAAAGUUUGUGGGAGAGGUGCAUUGGAAAGCUUUGCACGCAAUUUCAGAACCGUAAAUGCCGUAAAUGUUUAUUUUAUACCUUUAAUAAUUUCUCGACGAGCCAUGUAAUGUGAGUCAACUGUCUGCAAUAUGUCUAUUGAAAACAUUGAUGAAGAUAUUACCUUUCAAUUUUCCAACGGCUAGAAAACGGGUUAAAUCGGUCAAAGUACACACCUACAGUGCAUACACACCUGAAAACAUAUCUGCGUUCUGGGUUUAUGGCCACUUACUUAUAAACUCCAAUAGAGACACGAUAACACGUAUAUUGUACAAAAAUGGAAACAGUUAAUCACGCUCCGCCAAUAUUAUAGAAUAUGAAAGUUUACUUCCUCCGUCGCUUGUUUGGGUCUUUUUUAUGAUAAAGGUAGAGGAUAUAAUUCCACUUCGGUUUCGGUCGAAUGUAAUGUUCUUAUGUAAUGUUUUGCUUUUCAAGAUUAUUUUAUUUUUAAAUAAUUCAAAAAAAUAUAUAUGGCCCAUGGGUAUUGUUUUAUGUUCUACAUAACGGAUAAGGCAAUUUAUGAUACAUAUUAUACCAAAAACAGUUAACCCAAAUUCUAUGAAAGUAUUGACGAAAUAAGUUAACGUUGUGAGUUAUCUUAUUUCGGUUUAAGUAAUUAUUUUCAAACAAUAUUAUUUUGUUUUGGUAUUGCUGAUGAUGGCAGAGCAAAAGCGCUUCUUUUCAACUAAAUCAUGUUCAUUUUUAUUUAGUUCAAGUAUUCGUUUCAGUAGGUGCUUUGUAAAUUUUUCAGGAAUUUGAGGCGGCAAAUUUUUUUAAAAAUACGUAAUUGGAGACAAAUUUCUUCUUAUAUUUAUAAUUUUCUGAAUUAGCAUAUUAAUUCAGUUAAUAUUUUAAAGACAUUGCAAUUUCAGUACAAGUUUAAUACAAAUGUGAAUAAUUUUUGCAAAAUCUUGUUUUGUAAACGAAUUUAAAAAUAAGCAAAAAGAAAUCAGCAUAGCAAUUUUAUUUUUCAAUCGUGAACAUGUUAGUAUUAGUUGUAAUCAAGCAUCUAGCUUAGUUUUUAUAUAAAAGCAUCUACGAAUUGCAUAAUUAUACAUUCAUAAAUAUAUCCAUACUAUUAAUUGUUGAAUCAAAUAUCCAAUAAUGGUAAUGGAGGCGCAAACGAAAUUUCGUUUAAAAUAAAUUU